AAAUCUUACGCGCAGAAUCAUGGGUGGCGCUAUUGUCGAUUCGUUUUGUUGUCAUCAGCCACAUUCACGCUAAGUUGUUUUUAAUCCGAUUUUCAUUGGAACUUUUAGUUUUAACCAAUAAAUUACAACCUUCCUUUGACAGAAACAUAAUGCAACCAAUGGUGCGAAUUUAUCUUUACAAAUUUUCAUAACAAGUAAUCCGAGUAGUGUGUCCUCAAAAAUUCGAAAUCGAGGUUAACUCCUGAUAGUCCACUUUUUUAGACAUUUCUAAGUAAUGUGACAAUAUUGAUUUAGUAAAUGGUGAAUUAUCGGUGCCAUGGAAAGGAGAAUAAAAUUAAAAACUUUGAACAGUCAUAUAACUUGCAAAAUAUGCCGUGGUUAUUUAAUAGAUGCUACUACAGUAACAGAAUGCUUACACACGUUUUGCAAAAGUUGUUUAGUAAAACAUUUGGAAGAAAAACAUACAUGUCCGACAUGUCAAAUAGUAAUCCAUCAAUCGCAUCCACUUCAAUAUAUCAGUUUCGACAGAACAAUGCAAGAUAUUGUUUACAAAUUAGUUCCAGAUCUCCAAGAAAGUGAAAUCAAAAGGGAAAGAGAAUUUUACAGAGCGAGAGGUUUACCAUGUCCCAAGGAUAUUUUACCAAACGCUGCAGAAGUAGAAGAAGAAAAAGCAACUGCCGAUGCUCAUGCAGAAUCGGAUUAUCAUAGAGCUGAUGAACAGGUGAAUGUAUGCCUGGAAUGUAUAAAUGCUAGUUUGAAGACUUUAAAACGAAGAUUUAUCAGAUGUUCAGCACAGGCUACAAUUACACACCUUAAAAAAUUCAUUGCCAAAAAGGUUCUUAGUGGCAUGGAAAAAUAUAGAGAUAUUGAUAUUUUGUGCAAUGAUGAAUUACUAGGUAAGGAUCACACUUUAAAGUUUGUAUAUGUGACAAGAUGGAGGUUCCGGGACCCACCCUUAAGAUUACAAUAUCGACCACGAAUAGAUAUUUAAAUCUAUGUUUUUUACAUAGAAAAGUUACAAAAAUCUCGUUAUGAAUCAAUAAUAUAUAUAUAUAUAUAUAUAUAUAUGCAUAUAUGUGCAUAUAUAUACAUAUAUAUGUAAUAUAUAUAUGUGUGUACAUGUAUGUAAAUAUAUACACACAUAUAUAUAUUUUAUCAUAUAUAUGUGUGUGUGUAAAUAUAUACAUAUAUAUGCAUAUAUAAAUAAUUCGUUGAUGCAUCAUUCGUCGCAAUAUUUAUGCAUUUGUGUUCUCUACAAAUAACAUAAAUUUUUAAGAGAGAAACAUUCUCCUUAUUGUUAAACUACUUUGAUGCUCAACAAUUAAUGGUACAAUUCUUUAUCGCGUAAGAUCUCCAUUUGAAGAAACCUGAUUGCAUUUGUGAACACGCCUUAUUUAAUUUUUCUAUUUAAUAUACCUCAAAUUAGUUUUUGCGUAUAUAUUUUCAAUACAUUAAUUUAAUGUUAUUAGGUAAAUGUUAAAUAUACGAAAGCUUAACAGAUUUUUUUUUAAUAAGCAAUGCUUCAUUUAAAUAUGUAAAUUGGAUAUUUACAAAAAUCAUACGUUUCGAGGAAACAUAUUUAUAGUUGAAGUAAACUUACGUUCUAAUUAGAUACAAAAUUGUUGUCGUCUAAUCAACCGAUAUAAUCACUUAUAUCAUCGUUUUAUUAAUUCAAAAAUUAAUAACUCCACAAAAUUAUGCAUUGUUGUUAAAGACAUCGUACGUGCGAUAAGACGAAAAGCGAACUAGUUUUGAUUUCGAACAAUGUUAUUGAUUUGGACACGAUCAUAGAAUUUGUUUUGUUUGUUUAUCAUCGAUUGAUUUAACAACAACGAUUUUGUUACUAUGCGACAUCUAAUUAGGAUAUUGAGUAAUAUGGAAAGCAACUGCGAUCAUUGCAUUCCUUAUAAUUUCAUUACAUUACGAGAUUUUCUAUUUUCACAUUGACUGAUGUUGUUUGUAAUUUAAUCUAUGACAUUUAUCAAUUGAGUUUAUUUUUCCUUUUACUGCAAGUAUGUAUUUAUUUAUAUAGUCAAAUUGUUGAAGGUAUUUUUUUUUUUUUUUUUUUUUUUUUCUUUUUGUUUGUAAACGCACUUGUAAUUAUUGUUAUAUCAUACUUAUCACCCGAACCUGCCAUGUACACACAUCAAACGUUAAUUUCACAUUAUUUUAUUUAAAAGCGCAACAAUAUCAUUACGGAUGAUCUUUCCUACAAAUAUUAUCCUCUAUCUUACAAAGACCGUCAUUCUUUCUAAGUGUCUAAUUAAUAGAAGUUUGUUUCACUUUAAUUUUCACCACGUACACCUACACACAAAUAUAUAUUCUGACUGUACAUAAAAUAUUUUUGACAAAAUUCUAUAUACAUGCGCGCAUAGAUGCAGCUUUGUACGAAGCAAGAAUAUACAAAUUUGGAUCUAGUAUAUUUCUAGAUCUUGUUAACUUUCUAUGCUUUAUGCGAUGCAUAUAUCGUCAGAUUAUACCCAAAUUUCUCUCGACAUUAUAAACCUACAAUGAUAAUUUUAUCGACAAAACUAAAUAUUUUGAAAAGACUGUCGAGUGAAAUUUCGGGUUAAUGACUUAUUUCUCAUAGUAGAUCAAAUCAUUUUUAUGAAACGAUAUUAAGGAAAAAGACGUGUGAUUGUAUAUACAAGUAUUAGAAUGUUGAGAAGUGUAUUUUGCAAAGUAGCAGCUGCGCUUAACAGCGUUAGGGCUUGUAUAUUGUACACUGUGUGCGUAUAUCUAUAAAUUAUUAAAUAAAUAUGUUUUGUACAGUAACUGUACCAAUGAUCGCCGAUAUAUUUUCAAUGUCCGUUGUUGGUAGAAUAAAAGGCAAGAAAAAUGUUUUUAAUAAAAAUAUUAUCCAUAUUAUAUUAUAUUA
Vespula pensylvanica (western yellowjacket) is the source of this 2878-nucleotide messenger RNA. RefSeq names its product polycomb group RING finger protein 3 (gene l(3)73Ah). The record is from RefSeq and is a predicted model, not a curated record. NCBI's taxonomy places the organism in Eukaryota, Metazoa, Arthropoda, Insecta, Hymenoptera, Vespidae. Gene Ontology annotation, cellular component: PRC1 complex. Gene Ontology annotation, biological process: regulation of transcription by RNA polymerase II. Bases 317 to 991 code for a protein of 224 amino acids. The transcript is spliced from 5 exons.